Molecule: messenger RNA, 486 nt
Organism: Acanthosepion pharaonis
Lineage: Eukaryota; Metazoa; Mollusca; Cephalopoda; Sepiida; Sepiidae
Source: the annotation of a GenBank genome assembly
AUGACGUCAUCACAACCUACAAAUGCAUCAGAAUGGCAACUUUAUCGAGUUCUUCAGCGUGCAAAUCUAUUGCAGUAUUAUGACACAUUCAUUGCUCAAGGUGGAGAUGAUGUUCAGCAACUCUGUGAGGCUGGAGAAGAAGAGUUUCUGGAAAUUAUGGCAUUAGUAGGCAUGGCCAGCAAACCACUUCAUGUUAGGCGACUACAAAAAGCACUCCAAGAGUGGGUAGCCAAUCCAGCUGCAUUCCAAGGUCCAGUAGUGGGCUCGUCCAGUCCAGCUCCCGGCAGUAUCAGUGCAUCCGUACGUGGCGACCAAAGUGCUGUCAACACAUACCCCAGUUUGCAUUCUACCCCUCCCAUAGUGAAUGCUCCCACAUGGAACCCAGCCACACAUCCUCCUCCACGCAAUAUCAGCCCAGCAAAUACAGGCAGUUCAUCUGGGGCAUCACCCCAGGCUGACAUCAAAGUUGAGGCCUUGGAAAAAUAA